UUCUUACACUCCAUUCCUCUCUCCCUGGUGAUACCGCUCCACUCCUCUCUGGUGCUCCACGCCUCCACUUCUCUCUUUCCAUUCCUCCAUUCCUCCUCAUCCUGUGUGGUAGGGCCGAUGUGCUCCAUGGGUUUUGCGCGGUCGCUGGGCUUUGCCCUCCUGCCCCUGGCUGUGUGCGGUAUCGUUGCCAACAUCCUGCUGUUCUUCCCUGGAGGAGAGAUCCAAUAUGUCCAACAGGAGAGACUGUCCAGGCUGAUCUGGUUCAUGAUGGGAAUCGGAGGGGGAGGCGUGUUGGUGAGUAGCCAUAUGUCACUCUGUUGUUACUACACAGGCUACAGUAGUAUUAUUGAGUUUAUGGUUUACGGGUCAGAUUUACAGGCUGUUCAGGGAACGAAUGGUAGAAUAAAACACAAAGUUGGUCUUGUAUAUAUAUUCUCUUGGUCUUGUAUUUCCUUUCUGAUAAUAACAGGUGCUAAUCGGACACAGGUGCGAACACAGACUUCAGUAAAUCCUUGUUUGAGUGACUGUCUUCUGUAUGUGUGUUUUUACCUUUUUGACAAUGGGGACUUGUCUCAUGGCUGUUUUCCUUACUGUGGAGAUACUAUAGGAGACAAAGGAAAAUGGUUGUCAGCUCUUCCUCCGACAUGCUACCACAGGAGUUUUAUUUUCUUAUUUUGGAGGAUUUUCCCAGAGACCUAAUGUAGGAAUAAGCCACCAUUUCAUGAAACUGUUCUAUGGACCAUAUUUUAUGUGAUUAGGGAUAGUUGUACAGUACAGUGCUACAACCACAGAGCUCUUGAUUGAUUGAUAGAUUGAAUUGAUUAGAUCAUUAAAAGUAGCAGGCUGCUCCAGCUGGAGACAACAUCACGUACACAAACAUUUUUGAAGAUAAAAACACAAUAAAGCCUGUAGGCUUAUUUCCAUUGUGGUCCACAUUUGGCAGUAAGAUUGUGGGCAAGACUGACACUUUAGAUGCACUCAGUGCAAUUAAAAUCAACACAUAGCAGUCUUGAGGAUAUUGUUGUAUAUAGAUGGUGGAUUGAUGCACUGAAAUAUCAUACUGUAACAGACCCUGAGAUCUCCCCAUUGUGUGUCUCUGUAGAUGUUCCUGCCUGCUGGAGUGUUCAUCAGCCUUGGGAAGUGUACAGGCUGCUGUUGGAAUGAAAGCUUCAUGGUGAGGACGGAUGCUUUGGUUACUUAUUGUGAUUUCAGUCAGUGAUUCUAUUAUUGUGCAAAAAGCAGAGGUGACGGGUCAGCCUUGUUGUGUUCUUCAGCUCAAGUUUUAGUUUUUUGUCGUUUUUUGUAAACCGUCAAAGUAGGUUAGUGGAUGUUAUUUGGUUUGUUACACAAGGCUUUGAUCCUAUUAAUAAAUGUACAGAUGGUACAAAGGACUAUUCUAACACUGUGAGGGACUAUGCUAAGCUAAUGCUAUUAGGCUCAUGAAAGGUAGGCUAUGCCUAGCUAAUCAUACAAAGGGGCCAUUGUAACACUAUUAGGGGGUACAGUAAUGAUAUGUGAAGGAGGCUUCACCAUCAGGGAGUACAAAGCGUCUGGGCCAGGGAUAGGAGCUGAACCUUAUCUGUGUAUAAGCUGGUUUGUAACAGUUAUAAGCCAACAUUUCUCCUCACACAACCACACACUACUCCCAUGGGGAUUGUUAUGCAGUUGCUCUGGGAUUAACAGGCAGGCCUGAACCGUGUGUGUGUGUGUGUGUGUGUGUGAGAGAGAAAGAGGGAGAGAGUUUAGUUUUUUGUUUUUAGGGAUAGAGUUUGUGUGUGUGUAUAUUUAUAUACUAAAGCACAGUAUGUGUGUGUGUAUUAUAUAGAUGUGUGGGUCGGUAAUGGCAGCUCUAGUGGGUCUGGCCGGCUCGGGAUACUGUUUCGUCAUCUCAGCCAUGGCCAUGUUGGAGGGACCUCAGUGCUUCACCGCUCUGGGAUGGUCUUAUCCCUUUGCCAAUGAGGGAGGAAGGUUAGUUCCACCCUCUUCUCACAGGAAAUGCUAAUUGUUCUGGAAAUGUUCUAGCCAUCUAUGUUUUUUUAGGUGCCAAAAUGCAUUGGAAACAAAUCUUCUGUGAGUGCCUGUGUCUUUCUAGUUUUGAUUUGGAGUUCAUUUGUGUGCGUGUCCAUUUCCUAUCACGUGUGUGUUAUGAAAUAACAUCCUGUCGAGUGAGUCACAGCUUCUUAACUCUAUUUAAUAUUAAACUGCAAUAAAGACUACAAUACGCACAACUUUAAUUGAAUUUCCCACUGUCUGUGUCUGUCCACAGGUACCUGUUGGAGAAGGACACCUGGUCUAAGUGCCUGCAGCCUGUCAGCAUCGUAGAGUGGAACGUGACUCUGCUCUCCAUCCUGCUGGGGCUUAGUGGGCUGGAGUUCAUCAUAUGUGUCCUGCAGGUCAUCAAUGGGCUGGUGACAGCUGUCUGCAGACCCUGCUGCUACAAGCAGGACUACACCCUCAAUGCCUGAACACACACAUAGAUGAGACACACACACAUACACAGGCACAGACAGACACACACACAAACACAAACAGACAAAAUGUGAUUAUACAUACACACGCAUGCAUAUAACAUAAGAUCGAUAUGCAUACACAUGAUAUGAUACAUAAGACACAUGCACACACAUACAAUACACGCCAGGAGUGUGUACAAUGCCAUCUGGGGAACAUUGCUUUCCAAACACCCAUUAUAAUCUCCAGUAAACAUUCUAAGAUGUACUCCUGGGGGCACAUCUCAAUAGUGAAAAGUGACUUCCUCUCCUCGUAUCCUUCAGUCCCUGGGCCAGUUUCUAAUCAGAAAGUGUGAUUAACAAGUGAACGCUGCCUCAUCCCUGUAUGAGGGAGAGAUACCUGUCUGAAUGUUCAGUUUAUUUAUAGUAUUCAUUUCAAAGCACUGUAUUAGAAACACACUGAAUGAAUGUGUGUAUUAUACAGACCGGAACUGCAGUAUUUUUUAUGUUUGAUGUCUUAAGUCUACAUUUUACUGAAGCACAAAAGUAUAUAUUUUUUUGUAUGAGAGUUUUGUCUUUUGUAUUACUGUUUUCAUUUUCAGAAAAUUGUUGUCUCGCAGAUGCUAGAUACUAAGAUGUUAAGGCCAUUUUAUAUAUUUAGUGCAAUAAAUACGUAUUUUCCAUUUUACUUGUUCUGAUUAAUCUUUUUUUUGUAAACUUGCUAAAUUUGCAACGCUGUAUACUUUGAUACUUAUUUGAGUAAAGAUAGACGGGUUGGUUGGUUAGCAACAGAACUGACACAUGCACAACUAUUGGGCAAAACAAACGGGGUUGGCUUAGAUUGUUGAC
Coregonus sp. 'balchen' is the source of this 3296-nucleotide messenger RNA. The record is from the annotation of a GenBank genome assembly. Lineage: Eukaryota; Metazoa; Chordata; Actinopteri; Salmoniformes; Salmonidae.